This is a messenger RNA of Dipodomys ordii (Ord's kangaroo rat), 4199 nucleotides long. RefSeq names its product solute carrier family 16, member 2 (thyroid hormone transporter) (gene Slc16a2). The transcript is spliced from 6 exons. Bases 121 to 1782 code for a protein of 553 amino acids. Lineage: Eukaryota; Metazoa; Chordata; Mammalia; Rodentia; Heteromyidae. Gene Ontology annotation, biological process: transmembrane transport. Gene Ontology annotation, molecular function: thyroid hormone transmembrane transporter activity; monocarboxylic acid transmembrane transporter activity. The record is from RefSeq and is a predicted model, not a curated record.
GGAGGAGGCACUGGCAGCGGCGGCGGCGUCAGUGCUCGGAGAAGCAGCAGCAGCAGCCGAAACAAGUACCAGCCACACAGCGGCUCGUCUGGCCCGAGCAGCCACAGUCCCCUAGCCGCGAUGGCGCUGCAAAGCCCAGCUAGCGAGGAAGCCAAGGGGCCGUGGAAGGAGGCAGAUCAGGAACAGCAAGAGCCAGUAGGGAGUCCGGAGCCUGAGCCUGAGCCUGAGCUGGAGCCGGAGCCAGAGCCGGAGCCGGAGCCGGAGCCCGAGCCCGAGCCCAUGCCAGUGCCCCAGCCCGAGCCCCAGCCUGAGCCCCAGCCGCAGCCUCAACCCCUGCCGGACCCCGCACCUCUGCCGGAGCUGGGGUUUGAGCCCGAGCCGGCGCAAGAACCCGAGCCCACGCCCACCGUGGAGACUCGCGGCACCGCGCGUGGCUUCCAACCUCCCGAAGGUGGCUUCGGCUGGAUGGUGGUGUUCGCGGCUACCUGGUGCAACGGCUCCAUCUUCGGCAUCCAUAAUUCAGUCGGAAUCCUCUACUCUAUGCUGUUAGAAGAGGAAAAAGAAAAAAAUCGCCAAGUGGAGUUCCAAGCAGCCUGGGUAGGGGCCCUGGCGAUGGGUAUGAUCUUCUUCUGUUCUCCUAUUGUGAGUAUAUUCACUGACCGUUUGGGCUGUCGCAUCACAGCAACUGCCGGGGCUGCUGUUGCUUUCAUCGGCCUCCACACCAGCUCCUUCACCAGCUCCCUAAGCCUGCGCUACUUCACCUAUGGGAUUCUCUUUGGUUGUGGCUGUUCCUUCGCCUUUCAACCAUCCCUCGUCAUCCUCGGACACUACUUCCAACGCCGCCUGGGUCUGGCCAAUGGUGUGGUGUCUGCUGGCAGUAGCGUCUUCUCCAUGUCCUUCCCCUUCCUCAUCAAAAUGCUGGGGGAUAAGAUCAAGCUGGCCCAAACCUUCCAGGUGCUGAGUACCUUCAUGUUUGUUCUUAUGCUGCUUUCACUCACCUACCGGCCCCUCCUGCCCAGCUCUCAAGACACCCCAAGCAAGAGAGGUGUCCGUACUCUGCAACAACGCUUUCUGGCUCAGCUCAGGAAGUACUUCAACAUGCGAGUGUUCCGCCAACGCACCUACCGCAUCUGGGCCUUCGGCAUUGCUGCUGCCGCCCUGGGUUACUUCGUUCCCUAUGUACACCUGAUGAAGUAUGUAGAAGAAGAGUUCUUGGAAAUCAAGGAGACCUGGGUGCUGUUGGUGUGUAUAGGGGCUACCUCAGGCCUUGGGCGUCUUGUGUCUGGCCAUGUUAGUGACUCCAUUCCUGGACUAAAGAAGAUCUACUUGCAGGUUCUCUCAUUCCUGCUCUUGGGCCUGAUGUCCAUGAUGAUUCCCCUAUGCCGGGACUUUGGAGGCCUCAUCAUUGUCUGUCUCUUCCUGGGCCUGUGUGAUGGCUUCUUCAUCACCAUCAUGGCCCCCAUUGCUUUUGAGCUGGUGGGUCCGAUGCAGGCCUCACAGGCCAUUGGCUACCUACUGGGCAUGAUGGCCCUGCCAAUGAUUGCUGGGCCUCCCAUUGCAGGCCUCCUUCGCAACUGCUUUGGUGACUACCAUGUGGCCUUCUACUUUGCCGGUGUGCCCCCCAUCAUUGGAGCUGUAAUCCUCUUUUUCGUCCCUCUGAUGCAUCAAAGGAUGUUCAAGAAAGAGCAGAGGGAUUCCAGCAAGGAUAAGAUGUUGGCCCAUGAGCCAGAUCCCAAUGGAGAGCUGCUGCCAGGCUCCCCUACCCCUGAGGAACCAAUUUAAUGUCUCUUUCCUGCCAUUGUGUGCUCUUCUUCGGCCCUUUCCCUUCAUCCCACCCUGCUCAGCAUUUACAUUUUUGCCACCAGCACACUUGUUCCCAAACCUGUGCACACAGCAUUUCAACCACCUGACCAUCCCCUUGGAGCCAAAGCUCUAGGUGUUUCAAACUCAUUAACCAAAUUCUCCCUGUGAAUGCCUUUAAACUUGCCAGGGCCCUUAUCCUUCCCCCCAUCUCCCCUCCCCACCCUGCCCCCACCUCCUGAGAAAGAUUGGGAUCACUCUCUGGCUUUGGGAUUCUCUCCAUAUACUUUCUAAUCCCCAGGGGGCGGAGGUAGAAUGAACCUCUGGCCCAAGCUUAUUAGUCACCCACUAAAGUCAACUGCCAAAGGUGCUACUAUAUCCCCAGGAGCCUAUUGGGGAGAACCAUGCCUCUGUAUGCUGAGGAAUUCAUUGCCAUUCAUCCUGGGGAGCCACUUGGGGAUGGGGAAAGAGGAAUCAAGAAGUCUUGUUUAGCCUCCCAUUCUUGAGGCCAGUGGCUUCCCAAGAGCAUCCCCACGAUAUGGUUGGUUAACAAUCUGCUUCUCUCUUCCUUGCCUUUUAUUUUUCCUCUACUGCUUCCUUUUCAUCCUCUUUCCCCUCUAUUUCUUUUUUUAUGACUGUCAUAGAUACAUAGGUGCUUGGAGAAAGGAAGAACCCAGAGCUUAGGCCAAUUAACCUCAUCUUGGCCCAAUCUACCCCAAUCUACCACUUAUCUCAGGCUGAGUCACAUCUCACUUUUUGGCUCAAACUGAUACAACCAUAGACUGGAAAAUUAGACUAUCACACAGGGAAGUGACCUCAACUCUCACAGAGUUCCAUUUUUCAUUCGCAGGUUUUUAUGGAUUUCCCAAGCCAAUGCAUAAAUCAGGAGGCCUCAGCUCCCCAUCCUUGUACCCAUUAUGUCAAAAUGUGAAGAGACUUCCUUUCAUCUCAGCAGGCAUAGGAAGACUAAUGAUAGUGUGCUGACAUGGUGGGGGAGGGGCAGUGGUUGUUGACAUGGGUAAGGACUAUCUCUCAAUUUCCAUGACAGCUCAAUUUUUUCCACCUAGGCCAGGACAGGAAAUGAACUGUUUUAGGGGGAAAAAACUCAUUCUCCACCUGAAUCCCCAAAUGGUAUAGACAGCUGCUGCACACACACACACACACACACACACACACACACACACACACACACACACACACACACAGGGUUGGACAGCUUCUUUUAGGAAGGAGAAGCCACCCUAGCCUUUACCACCCAGUGUGUCCCCCAUGAUAGACAUCCUGGGCCACUCAUGGGCAUUAAAGGUGCCAAGAGAGGCAUACUCUGGCCCAUUUUCAUCCUUGUGAAGUCGGUGCCAGAUGCUUCCCUAUACCCAGGCUCUGGGCAACAGUCUUACUGAAGAGCAUUCCAAGUGCCCCUGGCUGGAGGCACAGGGCACUACCAGGCUGUGUCCAGCUAGCACAGCUCACCUCAUUAGGAGCUCAGCCUCUGUCCUCACUCUGUGUCUUUUUCUCCCUUCUCUGAGCCUUUGUCUAUUGUGUUCCUGUCACCCAACCCUCCAUUAUCUUUUUGCCAGGCAUCCUUGGCUGUUAUUUGGAGCCAAUGGUAGCUUGCCACCCCAAGCCAGGGUCAUCCCAAGGCCAGGAGGAUGAGGUUGCCCUGAGGGGCACCAAAGAAGACAAUGGUCCCCACACAUGAGCUUUUCCGUUACAAACAGGCAGCUGGGGGUAUGGUUGGCUUCUGAUGGUUUCAUUCAAAGCCAAAGGCCUGAGCCCCCUUCCGCUGGUCCUAGUCCAGCUCUUAUCAGCUACUCAAAGGAAAACCCACUGGUUCUUGGCUCAGUGGGCAGGAAGGGGCCGAGUUACUAGCCUGUCAGCUCUAACAGCAGUAGAAGGGGAGAAGCUGGGCCCCAGGCUCCCAGUAACUCCCAGGAGAGGCCACUGAAAAUACUGGAGCAACAAUGGCCCUGCUUCCAUUCUUCCCUGACCCGCCCCCCACCAAGUCACUGGAGGGUGGUGCAACAGGGUCUCCUUUGUUGCUCAUGGCUGGAUAUCUCUUAAGAAUCAGGCUGUCACCUACUUCUCUCCAGAUGAAGGAAAGACAUUUACAGGGCCCAAAUACGCCCAUUCAGUGUCAUGAACCAUUGGCAAGGUUUCAAUUUACUUCUACAUGUGUGUGUGUGAAUGUGUGUGUGUGUGUGUGUGUGUGUGUGGGUGGGUGGGUGGGUGUGCAUGUGUGGGUGUGUGUGCUUUUGGAGAGAAUGCUGGUUGGUCUAAGCAGCACAGUAUUAUAUUUAGAGUAGGAUGCAGACUUACGCACCACAGUUAAAUCUAGGAGAAUGAACAAAAUUUCGGAGCUUGAGACCUGGGAUAUUUAAAUCCUCAAGGGGUUUGGAACA